Colletotrichum orchidophilum is the source of this 777-nucleotide messenger RNA. Its product is annotated as oxidoreductase. The transcript has 4 exons. The coding region runs from base 1 to 777 and encodes 258 amino acids. Gene Ontology annotation, molecular function: oxidoreductase activity, acting on the CH-OH group of donors, NAD or NADP as acceptor. The record is from RefSeq and is a predicted model, not a curated record. NCBI's taxonomy places the organism in Eukaryota, Fungi, Ascomycota, Sordariomycetes, Glomerellales, Glomerellaceae.
AUGUCUCCAAUUUUGAUUGUUGGCGGCACUCGAGGCCUCGGGGCUUCCCUCGUCAAGCAAUACGCCGCGGACGAGGGCAACACCGUCUAUGGCACCACGCGCUCCGAGGAAGGACCCCAAGGCUUUCCGCAGGCCGUCAAGUGGCUCCCAGGCAUCGAUCUGUCCGAUGAGAAAGUCGGCAAGACCCUUGUCAGUGUGCUUGGUGGUUCGAAGCCAUUGUCGACGGUGAUUAUCACGGCGGGUUACUUUGCGACGGAGGACUUCAGCGCCGAAAAGGGUCUGGAUUGGGCCGAAGAGCAGCGCAUGUACACGACGAGUUCCAUUGCUCCCGUCUUCAUCGUCCAUGCGCUUGCGCAUGCCGGCCUUCUCCAAAGAGAGUCCAAGGUCGUGCUCGUCUCUUCCGAGUCCGGGAGCAUCACCCUCCGACAUGAGAAGGAGGGCGGCGGCAAUUAUGCCCAUCACGCAUCCAAAGCCGCGUUGAACAUGGUGGGCAAGCUGCUCAGCCUCGAUUUGAAGGAAAAGGGUGUCAUUAUCAGCAUCGUACAUCCGGGCUUCAUGCGUACAGAGAUGACCAAGGGCGUGGGUUUCGACAAGUACUGGGACGACGGCGGCGCCGUCACACCCGACGAAGCUGCUGAGAGUCUCGUCAAGUGGACAUCACAGCUCGACAUAUCCAAGACAGGGGAGUACUGGGCGCCGAGAGGUCCGGGCGACAUCGGUACGGCUGAACCGGUUCUUGGCAAAGGGCUCUCAACACCGCUCCAGCUUCCUUGGUGA